This is a messenger RNA of Gloeophyllum trabeum ATCC 11539, 2193 nucleotides long. RefSeq lists its product as uncharacterized. Bases 514 to 2193 code for a protein of 559 amino acids. NCBI's taxonomy places the organism in Eukaryota, Fungi, Basidiomycota, Agaricomycetes, Gloeophyllales, Gloeophyllaceae. The transcript has 10 exons. The record is from RefSeq and is a predicted model, not a curated record. Gene Ontology annotation, molecular function: FAD binding.
ACUUCAACCACAUCGACGUUCGUAGGUCCGGAUUGAAGCUGACGACUAAUGCAGUCCCUUUCAAGUUGGUUUGCUCCAAAUAUCGCCACGAGGCCGGGCCCUUGUCCGGACCCGCUAUAAGUAGGUGAUGUACGUAUGAGUCAUUAGGAGCUUACUACUGCUGAGGUGGAUCAAUCGCAAAGUGUGCAACGCUGGCACUCAGGCUACGGGCAGGGUUAGGUUUGCAAGUGCACUUCCCCGGACCAGCGGGAGUGUUGGACUGAGCCGAAGAUAUUUCAGUCUUCUUGAGCCAUGAAUAGCACUUUACUCAUCCCUUUUUCUCGCCUCUUUGCUCAGCCAAUAUUACGCUCAGCCUUUCGUACCGCGUGAAAUCACGCGAACCCAGAACUCGUGAUGCUGCCGCCCACCGGUCUUCUAUGACCCUAGGAGCUGCGGUUACUGUUAUCCAGGCUGAUAUAGGUUGCCUGAGACUCAUAUAAAGGCGACACGUUGCAAACCCGUUUGCCAGCGAAGAUGCAACCCUCGGAAGGACACAUUGAUCCUAUCCCAAUCCUCAUAGUUGGGGCAGGACCUGCAGGACUGGUCCUCGCCCUCACACUGGUGCAGAAUGGGGUCCCAGUGCGCGUCAUUGACAAGGCUCCUGCACCUCCCGUAGGGCAGCGAGGAGCGGGGAUCAUGCCUAGGACGCUGGAAAUAUACGAGUUUCUGGGCGUCCUCCCUAAUAUCCUCAGAGCCGGGUUCAUGCUGCCCCCGUGUGCGCAAUAUGACUCGCCGGGAAUCACUAAACCGGCAAAACAGUUCGACAUGGUCACGGUGUACGACCCCACGCCAGAUUGUCCAUAUCUUCGAGGGUAUACCCUUGGGCAAGACGAAGUAACCAGAAUAAUGCGCUCUCACCUAUCAAGGCACGGGUGCGAAGUAGAGUACGGCGUAGGCCUUGUCGACUUCGAGCAGCACCCCGACGCUGUGACAGUCCAUGUGUCCGUACAAAAAGACGGUGACCUGGUGCCGGGCGUUAUCGAAGCAAGAUGGCUAGUUGGGGCGGACGGCGGUAAAGGAAUCGUGAGGAAACAACUUGGUCUGACCUUCCUUGGGGAGACCCGUGCAGAGGACGGGCUCGUCAUCGCGGAUGUCCAUAUUACUGGGCUCAGCAACGACUACUGGCAUAUGUGGGGCGACGUCUCCACAAAGUGGGUAACGAUCCGGCCCACGGAGAAAGACGGUAUCUUCUGGUCUCUCAGCGGUGGCCGACAGGCGGAUUACGAAAAAUUAGCGUCGGACCCGGAAGCUUUGAGACAGUUCGUCCGGGAAGUCUCAGGCAGGACGGAUUUUGAGCUUGGUGAAUUCGUGACCUUGAACUCUUUCAGACCUAACAUACGGAUGGUGAACAAAUUCGGAGAAGGAAGAGUGUUCUUCAACCUCGCCUGGAAACUCGCGCUCGUCCACAAAUCCCUCGCCCCCGCCUCCCUCCUGGGGACUUACACCUCCGAGCGCCUCCCCGUCAUCGCGCAGAUGCUCAACAAGACCACACAGCUACUCGACCGCGCCGUCGAGGCCGCCGCCACCAAGCGCGACAUCCCGCCCGAGCACCUGCAGGACGAGGGCGCGAACCCGUGGGUGCGCGGGAAGGUGUUCUUCCAGCUGGGCGUGAAUUAUAGGUGGAGCGAGAUCGUGGUGGACGAGGAGGCUGAGGGGAGGUGGGUGAGUGUAAGGGAGGCGUAUGGGGCGGCGACGGGUGCGGGGGGUGCUCGCGUGUACGCGGGCGACCGCGCGCCGGACGCGCCGUUCCUCGCGGAUCUGAAGGCCGGGGUUGAUAUUAGUCCUGUCGGGCCCGGGACGAAGAGGCUGUUUGACUUGUUCAAGCCGACGCACCAUACCGUGCUCGUAUUCUCUUCCGCCGUGGAAGAGGUGCUGGACGUCCUGGAGGAGCUCCCGCCGCUGGUUACGCGCUCGGUGGUCGUCUUCCCGACGCGGACGGCGGUGGAGAGGCUGCAGCCUCGGGAGACGUGGGACGGUGUGCACCAUGUUGUCAAGGACUGUUUUGGGUAUGCGUAUAAGCAUUAUUCUGCUGAGAAGGGCAGGAGGAAGGUAGUCAUUGUGAGGCCGGACGGGGUGGUGGGGGCUAUUGUCGGAGGUGUUGAGGGUGUUAAGAGGUAUUUCAUCGGUGUUUUUGGGUCUGGGCUUGCGGACUGA